This is a messenger RNA of Musa acuminata subsp. malaccensis (wild Malaysian banana), 1098 nucleotides long. RefSeq lists its product as uncharacterized. NCBI's taxonomy places the organism in Eukaryota, Viridiplantae, Streptophyta, Magnoliopsida, Zingiberales, Musaceae. The record is from RefSeq and is a predicted model, not a curated record.
UUUCUGUGUGUUUGUUCCCUCGGCGGCGGCUGUAACUGUCACCGCCUUUCCACCACCGCCCUUCUCGCCUUCUUUCGCUGGUAGAAAGAUCAGUUUCCGUCACCUUCCGGGCGACCGUUGGGCGUCCCGCUCCAUGGCGGCUGCGGAGGACCCACCGCACGGCGAUCUCGAGCCGAGCCUUCGCCACCGUCUCCCCCUCCCGAGAUGGGGAGAUCGGAAGGCGACCCGCCGCGCUGCCGUCGACCGAAACGGUGGCGACCGGACCACCGCCGCGGGGCAUCUCGGUUGCCGGGAGGCCCCUCCGGCUGAGGGCGGCGGCGAGGACGGGGGUUUGGAGGAGUUGAGGGCGAAGCUUAUGGGCCACCUCCGGGAGGCGGUCGACCGGAUGAACACUGCGGCGCCGGAUUCUGUGAUGGGGGCCGCUCAGGAGGUCGCAAGGCCGUGGAACCUACGGGCGAGGCGGACGCCGAAUGGGAACGGCCACGGGGGAUGCGCGAGAGCGGGGGCUCCUACCGUGGCGGAAGCGGCGGCUGCGGACGAGCAGGAGAAGAAGAGGAACAUCGGGUUGACGGUGUCGCUGACGGCGGAGGAGAUCGAGGAGGACAUCUACGCGGUGACGGGAUCGCGGCCUCGCCGGCGGCCAAAGAAGCGGCCUAAGGUCGUACAGCGCCUGCUCGACUCUCUCUUCCCGGGGUUGUGGCUGUCUGAGAUCACGGUGGAGUCUUACAAGGUCGAAGAUGACUGAACCUGUGCUCCCUCAGUCUCUUGGUUGUGGCAAGCCCUACCUUCCCCAGACUCCCCUACUGUUUCUGAGGUCUGAUGCCAAAGUGACGGUUUGGUGAAAGCUUGUUUGGUUUAUGAGAUGUAUAUUGCUUUACAAGGAAAAGCCUCAUGUAAAUAGUCCUUAUCUGCUUGUUAGGGAAACAAUAGCACAAGAAACUUAUCUACACAGUUUAUGAAGGAGGCUGCUAGGUUCUGUGAGGUGUGUGGUAGUUUACUAGCCAUGUACAGGAAAGGAGGAGACUGUAGGAGCAAUUUCAGUUUGUUGUUCAAACAUUAUAAGUAGUAAUGCUAUGUAUACACAAUUAUUUUGCAUGA